AUGGCUGCUGCAGCUGGAACCGCGGCAGCGCCAGCUGUAGCGACCGACGGGCCGCUAUGGAAGACGCGAUUCCUGGACUAUUUCGUGGUGUGCGGCUUAGGUCUGGACCUGCGGUUAAUGGACGGCACUCGCGGAUUCCACGGCAUGAAGAGCCAUGGUGUGCGCAUUUCGUACAUGCCUGUGCUCAUCGACCGCCUGCCGGCUGAGGAGCACAAGAAAUUCAAGAUCCCGGAAAUGUUACCGUUGGCCGUGCUCCCCGGCGGGCUGCGCUUCUACAGCCAUGGCGCCAACCAGGACGAGCCGCUGUCGUUCCCGCGAUCCUACCCCAUCAUCCUCACCGAGGGCGACGGCACCAAGGUGUACGUGUCAGUGCUGGCGUUCCGCGACCUGGUGGACGAUGACGUGGCGCAGGCGUACUCCAUCCCGCCCAACUCGUACGCGGACAAGUGUCUGUGCGUGGUGUCGCACUACCCCUUCCUCGACACCUUCGCCGACCUCCUCACUGAGAUCCACCGCCUCGCCUUCCAACCGCUCGGCAGCCCGCGGCCGAUAUGGGACAUAAUUGCGGGGGUGAUGUCGGUGCCGCUGCCAUCAAGCCCGCAGCAGACGGUGGUGUUCAGCGUUGAGAGCGUCGUGCUCUCCACCACCCUGCCUGACCCCAACGCCCUCCCCUCCUCGCACGUGUCGUUUCUCCCCCUUGUAAGCUGUCUCGACAUUGACAACAUCAUCCAGCUCUUCACAGCCGUGCUCCUGGAGAGAAGAGUGCUGCUGCUUGGGGGCAUGCUGAAGAUACUGACAAACGUGGCGGAGGCGGUGUCAGGGCUGCUUUACCCCUACAAAUGGAUGCUGCCGUACAUCCCAGUGCUGCCGCUGCCACUGCUGGAGCUGCUGCACGCGCCGGGCAUCUUCAUCUACGGCAUCAACACCUCCGAGUUCGAACUGCAGGACGAACUCGAUGGGGUGGUACUGGUGGAUCUGGAUUCCAACCGCGUGCGCAUGAUGAGUCUGGAGAGCGAGCAGGAGGAGGAGGACAUCCCGCCGCUGCCCGAGCCCGAGGCCUCCGAGCUGAGGGCGGCACUGCACGCGCUGAUCCACCCGCACCUGGCGGUGCUGGAGUCGGUGAGGCACCACCGCUCGCCGCUGCUGGCUGCGGGCGUGCAGCAGUUUGACGAGAAGACGUUCAAGACGUGGGGCCGCCACCACGACGAGCAGUUCCGGCAGCUGUUUCUGCGCUUCCUGGCGUCCGUGCUGCAUGGCUACAAGGACUUCGUGAUGGAGGAUCAUUUUGAGGCGGGCAAGCUGGUGUUUGACAAGCUCAGCUUCCUGCUGCGCCGCUCCGAGCUCUACGAUCACGCCACCGAGCCCUUCAUAGAGGCGAUGCUGUCGACGCUGGGGUGGCACAACUUCUUUGAGUGCGAGCUGGCGCAGUCGCCCGAGGAGCUGACGCAGUUUGACGCCAUCAUGCAGCGCGCACACAACAAGGACCCCCACAUCACAAUCCCCCCGCUGCCUCCCACCGACUUCCUCACCGUCGACAUCUACCAGGCGCUGCCAGCGGCGAAGCGGGGAGCAGUGGGGCGGUACGUGUACCAGCGCUUCCCCAACAACGAGAAGGCCGGCGGCGAGCAGGAGGCCAGAAGUCUGGCGGUGGAGAAGGCCAUGAGGGCGUGGCUCAAGGAGCGGCGUCUGGGGCGCACGCGCAGCUCCAAGGAGCGAGGGGCACAAAGGGAGAUGAUGAAGGUGGACACACAAGUGCGCCUCUGUCAACUAUGGGACCAACUACGAGGGCUUCCUCCCGGCGAGCACCCCAUGGGCUCAGAGCAUUACGGCACUAUCUACGGAAUGAUCGAGUCGGACCCCGAGGGCUUUGGGGGCUCCAGCUUCCUCGCGUGCCUGGAGGAGAACAUCACCAUCGGGUGGUCGGGCGAGCUCACUCGAGAGAUGUUCAUGGCGUGUCGUGAGCUGAUGCUGGUGGCAGCGGCGAGGGCGGGGGAGAGGAGGGACUACCAGGUGGCGGGGGGGCUGUUGGAGAUAGCGGGGCGCAUCUACUUCCGGGACGAGUUCGGCAUGCUCGACUUCAUGCGCCGCUACCUCGGCUCCCUGCACGUCUGGCACUCGCAGGCCCUAUGGGACGAGCUCUUUGAGCAGCGCAUGCAGGAGCUUGGAGAAGAUUCCUUUGGCAACUAUUCACAGAUGGUCAUGCUCACACUCAAAGCCUGCGCCUUCCACAUGGUGGAGUUGGGCAUAGCGGACAAGGAGACGUGGAAGAUGCUGCUGCACCUCGCCAGCGAGCACGGCCUGCGGGAGAAGCGCCAGAACCUGCUGCGCGGCCAGCUGUCCCUGAUCCAGCUCAAGUUCCGCUUCUAUGGCCCGCCACGCCUGGCGCUCAUGAUGGCGCUGGCGCCGCGCAUCGCCCCCAAGAUGGAGCAGGCCACGCGCCUCAAAAGCGCCUCCAUUGCUGGGGGGGGCGGGGCAGGGGCGGACGGUAUGGCGCGUGUGGACAGUAAUAACACUCUGGAGGGGGAAGGGGGGGGUGCGGUGCAGCAUAAGGGUCUGUCACGGAGUAAGAGCAAGGCGGGGCGGCGGGGGGUGAACUUUGAUGUGGGGGGGAAGGGUGCGGCGACCACGACGCCCAAGGGCGGGGGAGGAGGGAUGACGAGCCCGAGAGGCAAGGGCAAGGCGGAUGGGCUUGACCGCCGGACAGACCGCCUCGUGAGAGCAGGCAAGGGCAAGGCGGAUGGGCUUGACCGCCGGGCAGACCGCCUCGUUCAAGCAGAGCCGGUGCACCAUCAGGCGAGGAAGGAGGGCGAGGCGGGCGUGAGGGUGCUGAGGGGGCACAGUGCAGCGGUGACAGCGCUGCACGUGGGGUCCGUGAGCGACCUGGGCGACCUGCUCUCCGGCUGUGAUGACGCCGGCUACUUCGUCUCCGGCUCCGCUGACCGCACUGUGAAGCUGUGGAGUGCGAACCGUGUGGGCGCAGAGAUGCGUGCCACCAUGCGAGGUCACGAGGGCACGGUGCGCGCCAUCUCGUCAAAUGCGAGCAGCAUCCUGUCAGGUGGAGACGACUGCAAGGUGCUGCAUUUCGACAAGCGCACCUCGCUACCCCUCGCCACCCUCGACGCCCACACUGCCCCUAUCUCCUGUGUGCGAUUCCUCUCCGGCUUCGCGCGCAGUGCAGCAGUGACAGCAGGGCUGGACGGGCUGGUGGAGGUGUGGGACAUGCGCUCGCACCGCCGCGCUCUCACCGCGGCGCAGCCCGCACAGGGUGCUGCCGUGCUGUGCCUCAGCUGGCACGAGGACGCGGGAGGGCUCAUUGCCACAGGGCACACUGACGGCACGGCGCGGGUGUGGGACAUGAGGGCGGGCAGGGAGAUGCACUUCCUCGAGGCACACAGCAACUGGGUCAGCUGUGUGUUGGUCAACAAGGACAUCAUCAUCACGGGCAGCCACGAUUGGACGGCCAAGAUCUGGUCCGUGGAGACGGGCGACUGUGAGAAGAUCCUGACCGCACACGGCGGGGCAGUGAGCACCAUGGACUACUGCACAUCAUCGCACCGCCUUGCCACCGGGUCGGCAGACGGCAUGGUCCGCAUCUGGAAGAAGGAGGACGACCAGUACAUACCGCAGGAGACGAGUGGGUCGUCAUCAUCAGAAGCAGUGGUGGCGGUGCGGCUGAUGGACGAGGUGACAGGCGUGGCCACCGCCAGCAACCAGCUCAUGUUCCUCGAAUUCACCGACGCUGAUGGCCGCGUUGGUGGCACCGGCAGUGGCGGCGGUGACCCGUCCACGUGGGCCGUCAGCAAGAUGGUUGCCAACAUGCCCGAUGUGGUGCGGCACGUGGCAGUGGAUCUGGACUAUGGCCGCGUGCGCAGCGGCUCCCACACCCACCCAUGCCCCCCUCUUCUCCCCCCUCCCCUGCCUUUCCCCCAAAAGGUGCGACACGUGGCAGUGGAUCUGGACUAUGGCCGCAUGUGCAGCGGCUCCCACACGGGCGCCAUCCGCAUUUGGGACGCAUUCCCCGAGGCCGCAGGGGCGGCAGCGGCGGCUGUAGCAGCAGGGCUGGGUGGCGUGCCGGCUGCAGCAGCGCCCAGCAAGUAUGACCUCACUGGCGUGUGGGACAUCUUGGAUUCCUCUGCAGCGCCGGCGUGA
Molecule: messenger RNA, 4149 nt
Organism: Closterium sp. NIES-65
Lineage: Eukaryota; Viridiplantae; Streptophyta; Zygnematophyceae; Desmidiales; Closteriaceae
Source: the annotation of a GenBank genome assembly